Calidris pugnax (ruff) is the source of this 2620-nucleotide messenger RNA. It is a transcript of the gene MYO1G, whose product is annotated as myosin IG. The record is from RefSeq and is a predicted model, not a curated record. Lineage: Eukaryota; Metazoa; Chordata; Aves; Charadriiformes; Scolopacidae. Gene Ontology annotation, biological process: actin filament organization; vesicle transport along actin filament. Gene Ontology annotation, molecular function: ATP binding; microfilament motor activity; actin filament binding. The transcript has 18 exons. The coding region runs from base 1 to 2460 and encodes 819 amino acids. Gene Ontology annotation, cellular component: actin cytoskeleton; myosin complex; cytoplasm.
AUGGCCGAGUUGGAGGGUCCCGAAUUUGGCAAAGCCGAUUUUGUCCUCUUGGAUGAGGUGACCAUGGAGCAGUUCCUGGAGAACCUGCGCCUGCGCGCCUACCGCUACACCCAGGAGGGCACCCGGGGCAGCGCCUGUGGGGACGACGCUGGUGGCUACCGGGCGGUGGAGGAGGCCAUGGGGGUCAUCGGCUUCUCCCCGGAGGAGAUGGGCUCCGUGCGCCGCAUCCUGGCCACCAUCCUGCACCUGGGCAACAUCAAGUUCUCAGCGGAGGGCGAGGCGGCGGCGGCGGAGGACACGGCGGUGGUGGAGGACACGGCGCAGCUCUCGGCGCUGGCCGAGCUGACGGCCACGGCCCCGGACGACCUGCGGCGGGCCCUCCUGAGCCGCACCGUGGCGGCCGGCGGCGGCGAGCUCAUCGAGAAGGGCCACAGCCCCAAGGAGGCUGCCUACGCCCGGGACGCCUGCGCCAAGGCCAUCUACGAGCGGCUCUUCUGCUGGAUCGUGGGGCGCAUCAACGCCGGCAUCGCUGCCCGCGGCUACGACGCCCGCCUGCACGGCAAGAGCACCGUCAUCGGCGUCCUCGACAUCUACGGCUUCGAGAUCUUCGACACCAACAGCUUCGAGCAGUUCUGCAUCAACUACUGCAAUGAGAAGCUGCAGCAGCUCUUCAUCGAGCUCAUCCUGCGGCAAGAGCAGGCCGAGUACCAGCGGGAGGGCAUCGCCUGGCAGAACAUCGAGUACUUCAGCAACGAGCCCAUCGUGGAGCUGGUGGAGCAGCCGCACCGGGGCAUCCUGGCGCUGCUGGACGAGGCCUGCCUGGCCGUGGGGACCGUCACCGACUCCCUCUUCCUCGCCUCCAUGGACACCCGCCUGCGCCACCACCCCCACUACACCAGCCGCAAGCUCUGUCCCACAGACAAGACCAUGGAGUUUGACCGGGACUUCCGCAUCAAGCACUACGCUGGAGAUGUCACGUACUCGGUGGAGGGUUUCCUGGACAAGAACAAGGACACGCUCUUCCAGGACUUCAAACGGCUCUUCUACAACAGCGCGGACCCUGUGCUACGUGCCAUGUGGCCUGACGGCGAGCAGAGCAUCACCGAGGUCACCAAGCGCCCGCUGACCACCGGCACCCUCUUCAAGAACUCCAUCGUGGCCCUGGUGGAGAACCUCGCCUCCAAGGAGCCCUACUACGUGCGCUGCAUCAAACCCAACGACCAGAAGUCACCCACCCUCUUCGACGAGGAGCGUUGCCGUCACCAGGUCUCCUACCUGGGGCUGCUGGAGAACGUCCGCGUGCGUCGCGCCGGCUUCGCCUACCGCCAGCCCUACGACCGCUUCCUCCAGCGGUACAAGAUGACCUGCGAGUACACCUGGCCCAACCACCUGAUGGCCACCGACCGGGAGGCCACGCAAGCCCUCCUGGAACAGCACGGCUUCCAGGACGACGUGGCUUAUGGCCACACCAAGGUCUUCAUCCGCACGCCCCGUACCCUCUUCUCCCUCGAGCAGGAGCGGGCGCAGCUCAUCCCCAUCAUCGUCCUGCUGCUGCAGAAGGCUUGGCGCGGCGCCCUGGCCCGUCGGCGCUGCCGUUACCUGCGUGCUGCCUACACCAUCAUGGCGUACUACAAGCGGCACAAGGUGAAGGAGUACCUGCGGGACCUGCUGCGCCGCUUCCAGCACGUCCGAUCCCUCCCCGACUACGGCAAGAGCGUGGUCUGGCCCCAGCCCCCCGCCGUGCUCACCCGCUUCCAGGAGGGCAGCCAGCGCCUCUUCCGCAGGUGGCGAGCGCGGCAAAUCGUCAAGAACAUCCCCCCCUCGGAGAUGGGGCAGAUCCGGGCCAAGGUGGCUGCCAUGGAGGCGCUGGGGGGGCUGCGGAAGGACUGGGGCUGCCAGCGCAGCUGGACACGGGAUUAUCUCUCCUCGCCCAGCGAGAACCCGGGGCUGGCCCUGCCCUUCGCCCGCCGCCUCCAGACCCUCAAGGACAAGGUGCAUUUCAGCUCCGUCCUCUUCUCCUGCCACGUCCGCAAGAUCAACCGCUUCGGUAAGAGUCGGGACCGGGCCAUCCUGGUGACGGACCACCACGUCUACAAGCUGGACCCCCAGAAGCAGUACCGGGUGAUGCGGGCGCUGCCCCUCAGCACCGUGACAGGGCUGAGCGUGACGAGCUGCCAGGCGCAGCUGGUGGUCUUCCACACCCAGAACCAGGAGGACCUGGCCGUGUGCCUGCACAAGACGCAGCCAGCGGGGGACAACCGGGUGGGCGAGCUGGUGGGCGUCCUCCUGGACCACUGCCGAGCGACCAAGCGGGAGCUGCAGAUCCGUGUCUCCGACUGUAUCCAGCUGAGCCUCCGCGGGCGCCGGCGACUGCUGACGGUGGAGACGCGACCGGAUGCGACCACCCCCGAUUUCGGCAAGAGCCGCGAUGGCUUCGUGCUUUACUGGCCCGGGAGAUGAGGAGUUGGGGGGCCACCACCCCUCACCCCCCUUGGCUGCAUUCUGCCCACCCCACUGACCUCUGCUCAGGACCCCCCACCCCUGUGACCCCCAACCCAGUGUCCCCCCUCAGGGAUGAUGCUGAAAACUCUGUGAGCACUGGGAAUAAAGAGCUGGAUGG